AUGUGCAGUCCUCUAUUGGUUUCUCAACCGUCUUAUGAUCUAGGCAUGUAUUUACCAAGUGAAUUAGAUUCGGAAGACACAACAGUUUAUCAAUCACCUGAAAUAUUAAUGCGUUCAAUUAAUAUUGAUAUGUCAUUAUCGGCCCAUCGAUUUGAAUCUGAAAUAUUUGAUCCAAUUAGUGAUGACAUGGAAGCUCUAUCGACGCUAACAGAUAGUGAUAUGCUACCAAAAUAUGAUAAUACCUUGGAUAAAAUUGAUAUUGCCACUUGGUUUUCAGAACACUGUGUAGUAGCACCUGAUGUAUCGACUAUAGAAGAUAAAGGAGCAUCACAUGAUGAAAAAUUAUUAUCUGUAUCAUCAAAACGUCCUUACAAAAGACAAAAGAGCAAUAAAUUAUCGUCUAAUUCAUCUGUACCUUCAAAUUCUAUGCAAAUAAAAAUGUUUCUUGUAUUUGAUGAAAAAACAGGACGAUUACGUCGACCAUUAUUACAUGAGUUUAUUCGAACAAUAUUAGAAAAUGUUGAAUAUUCACAUAUUGCUGAAUAUAUUGAUCGAAAACAAGGCAUUUUUAAAUUAUAUCAACCAGAUGAAAUUGCUGAAUUAUGGAAACAAGUGAAAGGACGUAAUAGUGAUAAUAAUAUGACCUACGAUAAAUUAGCAAGAGCUCUUCGUUAUUAUUAUGGAAAUGGUAUAAUGUAUCCUAAUCCAGGACGUUUCACAUUUCGAUUUGGACCAAAAUCUGGCUUUGGCAUUUCAUGGUGGCCAGCUGAUUACUAA
Messenger RNA from Rotaria sp. Silwood2, 777 nucleotides. The record is from the annotation of a GenBank genome assembly. Lineage: Eukaryota; Metazoa; Rotifera; Eurotatoria; Philodinida; Philodinidae.